Messenger RNA from Cryphonectria parasitica EP155, 672 nucleotides. RefSeq lists its product as uncharacterized. Bases 1 to 672 code for a protein of 223 amino acids. The record is from RefSeq and is a predicted model, not a curated record. Lineage: Eukaryota; Fungi; Ascomycota; Sordariomycetes; Diaporthales; Cryphonectriaceae. The transcript has a single exon.
AUGGCGACCAAACCUCGGGUCCUCCUCAUCUCACUGGACCUUCAGCCAUUUUUUGACGAUCAAUACUCGGCCCUCAUCGACGCCCUCUGCAACAGAGCCACCAUCCAGCGUGCCAAGACUGCCGACCCAGCCAUCCGCAAGCUCAGUGAGGACGAGUCCGCACCCCUUGUCGCCGUGCUCAUCACCGACGCUGUGCUCGCCAACAAGAAAAACACAGGAAAGCGUGUCUGGGAUGCGGUGCUUGCCUACGUGCGACGCGGUGGCACCGCAGUCGUUAUGGGCCAUUUCUCCUCGUUCGUGAAGCCGCUCAACGUCAAGCCCUUCUUUGAGCAAGCUGGGCUGCCCUGGGAGGCGGGUGUUUACCACCGCACGACGACAUCGCUGAACCGGACUGUUGUGGCGGAAAUGCUGACGGCAGUGGGCAAACUGCCGCAGAGCUAUAGCCAAAAGGCCCUCGCCGUGAAGAACGUCGCACCAGAGCAUGUAUGGUACGCUUCUAGCCCAGACUCGGUCAUUGAGUCGGCCGUGUUUGCGCCCGAUAACGCCCACACACCAGGCCAGGCAGCUGUUGCUCUGGCGAAUGUUGGGGAAGGGAGGUUGGGGUACCUUGGGGAUGUCAAUGCUGAGGCCGAGUCGAACGCUGUAGUGUUGGCUAUGUGUGGGUUUCUGUGA